This is a messenger RNA of Gambusia affinis (western mosquitofish), 1528 nucleotides long. RefSeq names its product zebrafish testis-expressed 38 (gene zte38). The record is from RefSeq and is a predicted model, not a curated record. NCBI's taxonomy places the organism in Eukaryota, Metazoa, Chordata, Actinopteri, Cyprinodontiformes, Poeciliidae. Bases 286 to 1191 code for a protein of 301 amino acids. The transcript is spliced from 12 exons.
UCUUUUCGUCUAGCGCGGGAAAACUGUUCGCUGAUUAAAGCUUAUCGUUAGUUGACUGGAGGAGCUGCGGGCUCUUCGUUUCCUAGAGUCCUAACUUAUUUACAAAAUAUCGUCUUAGAUUGUACUAAAAACUCGAGACAUCACACUAACUUCGAAAUAAGAAAAACAUUGUCUUAUUGGAUAUAUUUACAUUCAUAUUUAGCUUAUUCGGCGUCUUCCCUAGCUAAUUUAACCGUUGGAAGUGACUCGGCUAACUACGGUUGAACGCAAGAAGAAGGGGUAAAAAUGGCGUCUGGGAAAAUGCGUCUGAGAGGAAACAAGGAGGAAACUGCUGAGUGGACCGGAUUAUUCAUCAAUGACUUGAAAACCAAACAAGAGUCUCUGGUCUUUGUCAAGAGGAUGAUGGCCAUCGCAGUCUCUUCUGUCACCUACUUGAGAGGGAUUUUUCCAGAGUGCGCCUACCGAUCCAGGUAUCUUGAAGAUUUGUGCAUCAAGGUAUUGCGUGAGAACAGCAACACCCCAGGCGCCAACAAAGUUGUGAAAUGGAUGAUGGGCUGUUUUGACGCAUUAGAGAAACAGUAUCUCCAGAUUAUAUGCAUUGGGGGUUACACUGAUCCACAGGACCGUAAUUGCAUCAUCGAGUCCUACCAGUUCAACUUCAGAUACACUGAAAAGGGACCAGAAAUGGGCAUAAUCAGGAACAAUGCGAUGGGGAUGCAGGUGGCUCUGGAGGACACCAAGAGAGCCUCUGUGCUGCUCAUCAGGAAGCUCUUCCUGCUGCUGCAGAACCUGGAUGCCCUCCCCAGCAACGUCUACCUCACCAUGAAGCUCUACUACUACGAUGACAUUACCCCUGCAGACUAUCAACCACCAGGCUUCCAGGAGGGGGUGCACGACCGGCUGUGGUUUCAAGGGGUUCCAGUGCACUUCAAAGUGGGCCAAGUGCACACAGCCUACCACUCCCUGAGGGUCCGAGUGUCUGUGGAGCAAGGCCAGGUGAAAAAACUGCAGGAAGGAAACUAUCUGAAGGAAGCUGGGCGGGUUUCCCCGAGGAAAGAGGCGAUCAAGAGAAAAGAUGAUGAAAGUCUUCCUUCUGAGGACGAGUCUGCACAGUUCAAGAAACCCAGCAGGCCACCGACUAAGAAAAAAGCUGCUCCAAAAUCUGUGGCAAGGAAGAAGAGGAGAAAUUAGGCCAGGAGACCAGCACAGCGAUACAAGUUUAUUAGUGAUAUUUACAAACAUUUUCAGUUUACAGUCAGCUGUGUAUGAAGGAAACAGUCAGGCCAAUGUCAUUGGUAUGAAUUUUUUUUAAAGGUGGUUUAUUACAUAGAAGUUUGAAAUGUGUUCAAUUUUUUCUGAUUAGAGUUGGUAAAAAAAAAAAAAUAAAAAAAAUAAAAAAAAAAAAUUGGACUGAUUGUAAGCACUUCUGUAUUAUUUUAAGAGUCUAAAAUGUGGUAGUAUUUAUUCAGCCAGUGUUGCAAACAUGUAAAUCUUGAAGAUGGAUAUAAAACGACAUGAUUCUCAUCAA